Messenger RNA from Venustampulla echinocandica, 540 nucleotides. RefSeq lists its product as uncharacterized. Gene Ontology annotation, molecular function: ATP binding; protein kinase activity. The transcript is spliced from 2 exons. Gene Ontology annotation, biological process: protein phosphorylation. NCBI's taxonomy places the organism in Eukaryota, Fungi, Ascomycota, Leotiomycetes, Helotiales, Pleuroascaceae. The coding region runs from base 1 to 540 and encodes 179 amino acids. The record is from RefSeq and is a predicted model, not a curated record.
AUGCCAGAGUCUAUUGGGGAGCCAGUACUUUGCGACUUUGGAAAUGCGGUAUAUGGGACAAAAGUCAACGACGAUGACGCCUACCCCGAUGUUUACAGGUGUCCAGAAGUGAUGCUUAAUCUGCCAUGGAGUUAUAGCGCUGAUAUCUGGAAUGUUGGCGCCAUGAUCUGGGAUGUCUUUGAGGGUAAACAUCUCUUUAGUGGGCAAGAUCCGAAACGAGGCCGCUACACAACUCGUGCUCAUCUUACAGAAAUGAUUUCUGUUCUCGGACCACCGCCACUGGAGCUCAUCAAGCGGGGCGAGAGAUCUGCGGAAUGGUUCGAUGGGAAUGGCAAAUGGCUUGAACCAGACGAGAAUGAGCCAGGACGCUUACCGCUUUUGCCGUCUGGUAGUCUCGAGGCCACGGAGGAGAAUCUCAACGGGAAGGAUAAAGAACUAUUUCUCAGCUUUAUUAAGUCGAUGUUGCAGUGGGAACCGGAGAAGCGAAAGACGGCAAGGGAAUUGUUAAACGAUCCCUGGCUGGCUAGGUCGCAAGGAUGA